Oncorhynchus masou masou (cherry salmon) is the source of this 3477-nucleotide messenger RNA. Its product is annotated as Golgi resident protein GCP60-like. Gene Ontology annotation, molecular function: fatty-acyl-CoA binding. The transcript is spliced from 8 exons. Lineage: Eukaryota; Metazoa; Chordata; Actinopteri; Salmoniformes; Salmonidae. The coding region runs from base 38 to 1627 and encodes 529 amino acids. Gene Ontology annotation, cellular component: Golgi membrane. The record is from RefSeq and is a predicted model, not a curated record.
GUAGGUACGUGGCCGCUUCAGGCAGCUGACAUUCUGCAUGAUGGCGACAGAGGUUCAGAGCGCCGACCUCAACAAUGGCAGUUCCAGCCGGCUCGAAGUCUCCAUCGACGGCCUCACCCUCAGCCCCGACCCCGAAGGCGAGCAAGUCGCUGAACCUGACCAUGAUACCGGGGACCAGAGCGCCACCGACGAUAGGGAAGAAGGCGAGUCUUCCAAAACCACGAUAGAGAGGAAAUGGGGCUUUGGAUUGCUGGAGCUAUACAGACUAGCCUUGAAAUUCUUCAAAGAUAAGGAUGGCAAGGCCUUCCACCCCACCUAUGAAGAGAAGCUUCGUCUGGUGGCCCUCCACAAGCAGGUGUUACUGGGGCCAUACAACCUCGACGCUUCUCCAGAGGUGGGCUUCUUUGACGUCCUGGGAAAUGACCGCAGGAAAGAGUGGGCUGCUCUGGGUAACAUGGAGAAGGAGGAGGCUAUGGUGGAUUUUGUCAAGCUGUUGAACAAAUGCUGUAAUUUGUUUGCACCCUAUGUCACCUCCCACCAAAUAGAGAAGGAUGAGCAGGAGAGGAAACGGAGGGAGGAGGAGGAACGACAGCGCCGGGAGGAUGAAGAGAGGGAGCGACAGAGGCAGGAGGAGGAGAGACAGAUGAUCGAAGAGGAGAAGAGGCUGAAGAGGGAGGAGGAGGAGAGGAGGCAGUUGGAGGAGGAGAGGCUACGGGUGGAGCAGCAGAAACAGCAGAUCAUGGCAGCACUGAAUGCCCAGACGGCGGUGCAGUUCCAGCAGUAUGCUGCCCAGCAGUACCCAGAGAGCCCUGAGCAGCAGCUGGGUCUCAUACACCAGCUACAGGAACAACACUACCAACAGUACAUGCAGCAGCUCUACCAGGUCCAGCUGGCACAACAACAGGCAGCCUUACAGAAGCAGCAGGAGGAUGCGGUGGUGAAGGCCACCCUGGAGGCCACUAGUGAGCCUGUAGCUGCAGCUCUCCCGGCUAGAGAGAAGGUCCCCUUGCUCAAUGGCCAGUCAGACUCCCACUCUGAGGGCACGGACAGAGAGCCAGAGCGCUUAGAGCCUGCUGAGGAGGCCACUGAGAAUGGGCCAAUAGGUACACACACGCAAAGGCCAGCAGACUCUCCCCCGGUCAUAGCAGCCCCCUCCAUGUGGACGCGACCCCAGAUCAAGGACUUCAAGGAGAAGAUUCGGCAGGACGUGGACAGUGUGAUCACGGUGGGGCGUGGCGAGGUAGUGACAGUGCGAGUGCCCACCCACGAGGAGGGCUCCUACCUCUUCUGGGAGUUUGCCACGGACCACUACGAUAUCGGCUUCGGAGUCUUCUUUGAGUGGACAGAAGCCGCUAAUGCCUCGGUCAGUGUGCACGUCAGCGAGUCCAGCGACGAAGACGAGGAUGAGGAAGGUGAGCCCCCUAGUGAGGAGGAGAAGGCUAAGAAAGAGGCAGGGAAGCCGCAGGUGGAUGAGAUAGUGCCGGUGUAUCGGCGGGACUGUCACGAGGAGGUCUAUGCCGGCAGUCACCAAUACCCUGGCCGUGGGGUCUACCUUCUCAAGUUCGACAACUCUUACUCUCUUUGGAGGUCAAAAAGUGUCUACUACAGAGUCUACUACACCAGAUAAGCCUGGAGGGACUACAGGCGACGGGGAGUGUGUGUUUGAAGAGAGGAAGGGGGGAUGAGAUGAUCUGUUCUGGACUAGAUCUCCAGAGGGCGAUGGAGUUGCGUCGGACUCCCGUUGGAGAUGGGACUCCUGUCUCUGUGUGUGUGUGUGUGACUCCUGUAUGUGUGUAUGUGUGCUUACACCUCAUUGGAGCCUGUGGAGUCCGGGAGGUUGUUAAUCCUGUAGUGUGUGUUCACCACCUGUCGUCUUCUCGCUCUUAGAGAUCAACUCUAGGACUUUCUUGUAUUUAAUGGCCAUCUUUCCUGCCCAAACAUCAUCUAACCCUAGUCUGCCCUGUCAUGUCAUUGUUAUGGCUGUGCUUCUCUCUGAGUGAGACACUCCUUAACCUGAGUUCAAAUUUAACACAACUGAAGUCCAUACAGGGUUGGGGUUUUGUCCAAUGAGAGAAGUCAUUGGUCAAACGGAGUCCAAACAUAGUGACACACUACACUACAGCACCAUGCCUUUGUACUCCAGAAGGAGUCCCUCAUAGACCACCACGGAGUAACACUAAAACACACUCAUCUGAACACAGUCAGUUACUCCUCAAGUGGCAACGCUUCUAUUGUAAGAGCUACGCCCAAAUCCACAUCAACCCCUAGCCCCUAUCAACCAACCAGCUACAUACUUCUGGAGGUCUGAGAGGGUUGGAUUUAAGACAUAAGCAAUAUUGCAGAAUUUCUAGUAUAGCCUGUCCGAGGCCAUGGUGGAGCUAUUAUCAUAUUGUACAAGUGCAAACGGGGGAGGGGCUAGGGAUUCAUUUGGGAUUGUACACUGUUCUACUGAGCGAAGGAUGAUGAAGAGCAAGGGGUUAGAAGGGGUAUAGGGUUGGAAGAGGGAUAUGACAUGUACAUGGAAAAGUUCGGUAUCUCAAAAUGGAAUGCUGAAAAAAGCGAGAUUGUGUCUAAAAAGCAUUUAAUUCGUAUUUAUUAUUCACCCUUUCUUGUAGUGUAGGAUCAUAUUUGUGUCUGUAUAAUAUUUGGGUGUAUUUCAUCUCCAAACAGUGGCCUCCCUGCUUCAGGAGACAUGUCUCUUUGGUCUUUUAGAUGCUUCCUUUCCUUCAUGGCCACUGAUCUCAAAGGACAUGAGAGGUGAAAAUUAUAAGGAUGGAAACUUACCCAUCUUUCCCUAUCAGUGGCUAUGAAGGACAGGGGACAAGGAAAGGAAUCCAGUAAGGCGUAUUGGGACACCCCCAUGUCUGUUCUGAAGGAGACUGGGCAUUGUCAUCUAUUGAUCACUCCUGUGUGUGUUGAGUUUGUCCAUGGACUGGAGAUGCUAAUCCUAUUUCAUACAUACGAACUGUCGACUAAUAACUUAGAGGGAAUCAUCAGUUGAAACAAUAACAAAUUGAAAUCCCCACCCCUGUUUCAGUAAAAAGCUGAGGGAUAGGGCUGGAGAAAGGUAACCACUCUCAAAUUCAUUGACAGAGCUAUGGAUGCAAGGACUGACCAUCCAUGAUUACAAUUAUAGUUUUAACCAUAUAUAGUGCUUGUUUACAUUUACUUUGUUUAGCAACAUUGGAGUGAAACAAGCUUAUAUUUGAAGUUCUGAUGGGUUAUGACAGUUGAACUGAAGUCCUGAAGAAUUUAACUUGGAAAUGCCUCAAGAAUCAAUGGGAAUAUUUCAUUCAUUCAGAAGUCCGAAGAGGGAUGAUGCAACUGCACAUUCCCCUUUAAGAUGAGUUUUACUGUGACCUCUCUCGAGCAUUUGAUCUUUCUGUCCUAAUUGAUGGAUUCCGAUUUUUAUUUUUAUUUUAUUUUUCUCAAAUAGGACUGUCUGCUAUCGCUAAUAAACUGAGAUGAUCACGUCUA